Notothenia coriiceps (black rockcod) is the source of this 936-nucleotide messenger RNA. Its product is annotated as SPO11 initiator of meiotic double stranded breaks. The transcript is spliced from 9 exons. Gene Ontology annotation, molecular function: DNA binding; DNA topoisomerase type II (double strand cut, ATP-hydrolyzing) activity. The record is from RefSeq and is a predicted model, not a curated record. Gene Ontology annotation, biological process: meiotic DNA double-strand break formation; meiotic DNA double-strand break processing; reciprocal meiotic recombination. The coding region runs from base 1 to 699 and encodes 232 amino acids. Gene Ontology annotation, cellular component: nuclear chromosome. Lineage: Eukaryota; Metazoa; Chordata; Actinopteri; Perciformes; Nototheniidae.
AUGCCACAGAUCAACUCUUUGGCCACAUCCAAGGGACUAAUCUCUGGGGAUCUGUGUUAUAUGGAGGCGGACGGCACAAGGAUCGACUGCCGCUCCAGCACGGUUGUUUCUGCAGUUUCAUCAAACAUUGCAGGGAUUAGAAAUAUGGUCUCCUCUGCAAAGUUUGUCAUGAUAGUAGAGAAAGAUGCAACGUUUCAGAGACUGCUGGAUGACAACUUCUGCACAAAGCUGUCUCCUUGCAUCAUGAUUACAGGUAAAGGCGUGCCAGAUGUGAACAGCAGGUUGAUGGUGAGGAAGCUUUGGGACACGCUGCACAUCCCCAUCUUCGCUCUGGUGGAUGCUGACCCGCAUGGAAUUGAGAUCAUGUCCAUCUACAAGUACGGAUCAUUGUCCAUGUCGUUCGAGGCCCACAGCCUGACCGUCCCCAGCGUUAUGUGGCUAGGCCUCCUCCCCUCUGACCUCCAGAGGUUGCGGGUUCCAGAGGACGCUUUGAUCCCCCUCACCAAGAGAGAUGAAAGUAAACUCAUUAGCCUCCUCCAAAGGCCGUACUCAGCCAGCCAACCAGAGUGGCUGAAAGAGAUGGAAAUCAUGCAGCGGAGUAAGGUCAAAGCUGAAAUACAGUCACUAGCAGCCAUUGCUCCAGAUUUCCUCACCAACAUUUACCUGCCCAAUAAGCUGCGUUAUGGAGGCUGGGUUUGAACACAAUGCUGCCACCUAGCGGAAUAACAAGGGAAGUGCUAGAGCUGGUUGCACAAUUAAAGAAAGAUAUUAAAUGUGUGUGUGUGUGUGUGUGUGUGUGUGUGUGUGUGUGUGUGUGUGUGUGUGUGUGUGUGUGUGUGUGUGUGUGUGUGUGUGUGUGUGUGUGUGUGUGUGUGUGUGUGUGUUUUCUAAUUGCAGUUCAUAAAUAUCUAAUCCUAUAAUUAAAACUAAUUCCUA